Molecule: messenger RNA, 1129 nt
Organism: Heterobasidion irregulare TC 32-1
Lineage: Eukaryota; Fungi; Basidiomycota; Agaricomycetes; Russulales; Bondarzewiaceae
Product: Esterase/Lipase
Exons: 5
Coding region: 62-1045 (327 amino acids)
Molecular function (GO): catalytic activity
Source: RefSeq, a predicted model, not a curated record
CUUAAAGGCACUCGCUCCAAGCCAGCAAUCACUCAACUCACCACUCGACCCGCCUCACACAAUGGACGUUGCUUCCUACAAGAAAUACAUCACGACCCGCGGGUUCACCUACAACUACUACUUCUCCGCCGCCCAGCCUGAAAAACCCACGCUCGUCUUCAUGCAUGGAUUCCCGUCGUCGUCGUGGGACUGGACCUCACAGGCUACGUUCUUCAAAGCUCGCGGGUACGGCUUGAUCAUCCCUGACAUGCUGGGAUACGCCGGCACGGACAAGCCGACGGAUCCGAAGGCGUACGUCGGGAGCGGGCUCGCGAGGGACAUCGUGGAUAUCAUGGACAACGAGAGCGUACAGAAGGCGAUCGCGGUCGGGCAUGACUGGGGAGCCCGUCCGACGUCGCGCCUGGCGAAUUACCACCCCGAUCGGUUCAUCGCGUUCGGGUUCUUGGCCGUGUGCUACGCGCCCCCAAACCCUGUGCACAACCCCGCCGCACAGGCCGCAGCGAUCCGGCAGCUGGUCGGGCGCGAUAUCUUCGCGUACUGGGACUUCUUCACUGAGGAGGGUGCGGAUAAGAAAAUCGAGCAGAACUUUGACUCGUUCUUCUCCCUCUUCUUCCCGAGCCCGCCGGAGUUGUGGAGAGAGAACGUCACUACGAUAGGUGCGACCAAGGCGUGGAUCGAGGGCAACAAGCAGAGUCCUGCUCCAGCCUACGUCAGGCCCGAGUUCAAAGAACACUACAGAAAGACUUUACUCGAGGGCGGCCUCGCGGGCCCGCUCUGCUGGUACAGGGUAAACACAGAAGGUCUUGCGGCCGAGGACGAUAAGCAGGCGCCGCUGUCUUCGUACGAGAUUCAUCACCCGGUCUUCUUCGGCGCGGCGCUCAAGGAUGAGAUUUGCCUACCCAUGUUUGGCAAGGCAGUCCUCCAGCGGCUCGCAAAGGGUCCGGUGACAAUCAGAGAAUUCGACGGCGACCAUUGGUUCAUGGUAUCGCAUGCAGAGGAGUUGAACGGCGAGUUGUUGGCGUGGUUGGAGGGCCUGAAGGCGUGAGCGCAUAGGAGUUGGCGGCAGAUAUGCUGUAUGGUAGAAUACGAUUAUGUCUAUGGGAGUCAAGCGUUGUGUCCGCGAGUCAAA